AUGGCGGAGGGGAAGCGGCGGGAGGCGAAGCCUGCGUUCUGGCUGGUGGCGAGCAGCCUGCGGGAGAGCCAGACUGCGGAGUUGGUGCACUCGCAGGUGCGGAACGCGCUGGUGGGGGGCCGGGCGCCGCUGUGCGACGACGUGGGGCUGUUUGAAGUGCCGACGGGGCUGAAGUUCGGCUCCUUCGACGACUUGGUGCGCGCAGUGGACCUGCUGCAGCAGCAGGACUCUGCGGUGGAGGCUGCGCUGCGGCGGGUGGAGCGGCAGGCCUUGGAGCUGGACCCAGAGGCCCAGCUGAAGGUGGUCUGGCAGCGGCACUCCUUGUCAGUGGACCAGUACAUAAGGAGGUUUAGUUGGGACGAGGCGAAGUUCCCGAAGGCCCGGGCCAUUCGGGAGCACUUGGAGGCCAUAGUGCAGUCCGUGGGGAAGCUGGAGGAGGAAGUCCGGGCCAAGGUGGCGGCCUGGCAGGCGGCGCGGGGGCCCUGUGGGGAAAAUGGUCCACUGGUCUACUCCGAGCGGGAGCUGCGGGAGGUGCUCACCCCCGCAGUGGUCCAGCCGGGGGACUUCGUGGCCUCGGAGCUGGUGACCACCGCCGUGGCCUGCGUGCCUCUGGAGGCUGAGAGCCACUGGCUGAGCUGCUACGAGCGGCUGAGUCCCCUUGCUGCAGUCCCCAGAUCAGCUAAGAAGCUGGGGCUGCCUCCAGACAGUGCUGGAGUCUGUCUCUGGAGAGUGGUGGUCUUCAAGAGGGGCCUGGAGGCCUUCAAGUCCGCUGCAGCGGCGCAGCACUUCGCCGUGCGGGAGUUCGCGUACAGCGCGCAGGCGGGGCGGCUGCUGCUGGAGCGUCGCUCGCGAGCGACGGCCGAGCGCUCGCAGCACGAGGCCUUCCUCGCUCGCGUCUGCUUCGCCGCCUUCUCCGACAUCUUCGUCUCGUGGCUCCACCUGAAGGCCAUGCGGGUCUUCUGCGACGCGCUGCUGCGCUUCGGAGUCCCCGCGAACUUCGUGGCUCUCUUUCUGCGGCCAACAGCCCCGCCAAGGCCGGCCAAGAUCCACGCCCAGCUGCAUGCGCUGUUGACUCCUCCGGGGCUUUUCGGAAACAGAUUCUACGCAAGUCUGGACAAAGAUAAUAACGAGGCCGAAGACUUCUUCCCCUACGUCCUUCUCACGCUCCAGCCCUUCGCCACCUAG
Molecule: messenger RNA, 1185 nt
Organism: Eimeria necatrix
Lineage: Eukaryota; Apicomplexa; Conoidasida; Eucoccidiorida; Eimeriidae
Product: vacuolar ATP synthase subunit c, putative
Exons: 1
Coding region: 1-1185 (394 amino acids)
Biological process (GO): proton transmembrane transport
Cellular component (GO): vacuolar proton-transporting V-type ATPase, V1 domain
Molecular function (GO): proton-transporting ATPase activity, rotational mechanism
Source: RefSeq, a predicted model, not a curated record